Cornus florida is the source of this 2376-nucleotide messenger RNA. Its product is annotated as transcription factor TCP12-like. Gene Ontology annotation, cellular component: nucleus. Gene Ontology annotation, biological process: regulation of secondary shoot formation. The coding region runs from base 638 to 1831 and encodes 397 amino acids. Gene Ontology annotation, molecular function: sequence-specific DNA binding; DNA-binding transcription factor activity. NCBI's taxonomy places the organism in Eukaryota, Viridiplantae, Streptophyta, Magnoliopsida, Cornales, Cornaceae. The record is from RefSeq and is a predicted model, not a curated record. The transcript has 2 exons.
UAUUGAAAUUAUUGUCCUUCUAUAGGUUUCCCUAGACUUGGCCACAUCUAUUAACUUCAUCUUGUAGCUUCUCUCUUUCUCUUUCUCUCUUGCUAGGUCUUGCCAUAGUCAAUCCUUCACCUGCUACCCUCCUCUCACUUUUACUGUUUCACAAGGACCCCCCUCUUUCUCUCCUUACCCAAUUAAGCUGCAGCAAAGUCCAGUUUCCUGAACAUAGUCAAAAGAAAGCUCUUUUCCCUUUAUAAAAAAACUAGUUUGUUUUUGGAGAUCUCUCUAUUCUUCAUCCUCCACCACCACCCACCUCCCUCUCAGAUGGUACACAUGAAAUAGCUGUCUGAUCAAUGUAUAACCCAACCUCUAGCUUUUUUUUUUAGGGUUCUUAAAGGGGCGCAACAAGAGGACUUCCGAGGCCCGCAGUCACCCAUCUUAGUACUACUCUCGCCUAAAUAAGCCAGAGUUCUAAUGGGAUCUGGUAUACUAGUGCUGGUAUGAUCGAACCCAAGCUUUCCCUUCAGAUUAAAGAGAAUCACAAACAUGGGAAACUCCCAAGCUCUUUAGCUAGCUAGCUAAGACUGAUCAGUCCCAAAAAAAGAAAAAAAGAAAAAGCGAGACUUUUGAGUGCAAUGACAAAUUAUCCAUGUUUCCUUCAAGCAAUUACAACCCCUUUUCAUACAGUACCAUAGAAAACUUAUCAGGACAGUCUUCUACAAAUUAUGAUCAAAAUCCAAACUAUGAGGCCUCAUUGGUCUCAUACUUCCCUUUUCCUUUUCUAGAUGACAAUGACCUAUUACUGGAUCAUUUAGUCCAGCAACAAAUGCUCAUGGUUGGUGUUAGUGGUGUGGCUGAGAGUGAUGAUGUUUACUUGGGGGCUUUAAACAAGUCCACAGAUGUAAACAAUACUCAGAUCACUAACACUGCCACUGAGCAAAUGCCUUCAAAAGUUCAUCCAAAAACAAGUAGUGAUACUACAAAAAGCCCCAACCCUGGAAGGAGGAGUGGCAAGAAAGAUAGGCACAGCAAGAUUCAUACAGCUCAUGGUCCGAGAGAUCGGAGAAUGAGACUGUCCCUUCCCAUUUCCAGAGAGUUUUUUGGGCUCCAGGACCUGCUAGGCGUCGACACUGCAAGUAAAACCAUAGAAUGGCUGUUCACAAACUCGAAGGCGGCGAUCAAAGAACUGAUCACAACCAGAAAGCAAUCACAAAUGAAGAACAGUCAUGAUCUGAUGGCAAUGGAAGAAGGUGAAACCACUGUGGGUUUUACUAGUACUAGUGAGAAGAAGAACAAGAAAUCGCGGAAAGCGUCGCUGAAUCCUCUUGCAAAGGAGUCCAGGGACAAGGCAAGAGAAAGGGCAAGGGAGAGAACAAGAGAGAAAAUGAUGAUCAGAAGCCUUGAAAAAUCACCUGAACAGUGUUUUGAACCAAACCCUAAAAGUUUGGAUUCAAGUGGUGGUACUCCCUUGGAAGCUGGAGAAGAAGAAUCAAUUAGUCCUCAUGGUCAUGAAAUGGGUAAUUCCCUCUUAGAAGUAGAAGAUGACACUUCUCAAUCACUGGAACAUCAAUUGGCUACUGUGGAGAUUAUUGAGGAACUUUGGGCCACUCCAAGCUCUUCCAUGUAUGAGUUUCAGAACAAUGCUUCAGUCUCAGAUGGGGUACAAUCCAACAACAAUUUCAUGAGUUUUCUUGGAAAUUGGGACUUCAUGAACAAUGCUAGAAUCAAUUCUGAUUAUUGUGCAGUGACAAACAAGGCUCCCCUGGCAGGUAAUGAUGAUGAUCAAAACCCUAGCCCAAUGUUCAUGAACACCUCAAACAUUCAUUUUCAGUCUCAGUUCUAGGAAAUCAGUGUCUAAGUAAUUAGUAUGGAUUUGUGCUUUUUAAAUCAUUAAAGGGUAUAAUCUCUUAUCUUCAGGAAUCACUAAUUUGUCCUCUUUUCAACUUCUACUUAAUUUGGUCUCCUAGCCUUUGCCUACAAUGAGCAGAAAGGCUAUUGUGUUGGAGUUUGAAACAUGGAGGAAUGAGAUAUUGUCAUAUUAUAUAUCUUAAUCAUCAUCAUAUCAAUAUCAUCUCUCUCUCUCUAGAUAGAUAUAUAUGUGUGCAUAUAUCCAUAUAUAUCUAUAUAUAUGUAUCUAUCUAUCUAUCUAUCUAUCUACCUAUAUAUCUAUAUCUGACAACUGUUGAUGAGUCAAUUUAAAUUUUAAAUAAGAGUAUUUAGUGCAUUUCUAGUAUCCAACAAGUAUCUUAAGUACCUGACAACAUUAGUCUUUUAAUUGUGUAGCAUUUUCAAGAAUUUGUUCUUGUUAGUGCAACUGAUCAAAUGCUUGUUUUUUUUCUCCCGGAAAGUGAUCAAAUGCUUGUUCAAGAACACAUAUUACAUGGAAAA